AUGGAGAAAGAGAUCAAAAACCAUCGUCUCCACCCUGGGUGCGGCCCCCUCGUGCUGGAUGGCAGCGGGCAGCAGUUCAAGUGCCAUGCGUGCAAGCUCUCCGGCUCCAGGAUGUACGCAUAUCACUGCGCCGGCUGCAACGACUUCAGCCUCCACGGGCAGUGCGCGACGUGCCCGGACAAGCUGGGCUUCUGGGGCCACCCGCAGCACGAGAUGGUGCUGGAGCGCGAGCGUCCGAACAUGGGAGAGGUGCUGCUGGCGGUGCGGUCGGACAUCCACGCGGCGCUCAUGUCGACCACGCCCAAGGGCGGCUUCCUCCCCGUGUCCUGCGAGAUGUGCACCGGCGAGAUCGAGGGGGUGCACUACUACUGCUCGGCCUGCGGCUUCUUCGCGCACGCCGUCUGCGCCACGCUGCCCAAGACGACGCGCAGCGCCGCCCACGGGGAGCACGACCUCGCGCUCUUCAGCUCCUUCCCCACCAUGUGCUCGGCGUCGGAGUGCAGGAUGCCUGCCGUGUGGGCCUACCGGUGCAUGCCCUGCCUCGCCUUCUACCACAUCAACUGCCUGCCGGAGAACGACGGGAUGUUCACCAAGCCCUUCGGCGACCGCCCACCCAAUCCCUUCGUCCCCGCCCCGCCCAUGAUGGGAAUGGGACCACCUCCCAGCGGCGCUACGUUCAACCAAGAAAACCCGUUUGGCGUGGUGAACACGUACCGCCACCGCGGCAUCUAG
Messenger RNA from Aegilops tauschii subsp. strangulata, 732 nucleotides. NCBI's taxonomy places the organism in Eukaryota, Viridiplantae, Streptophyta, Magnoliopsida, Poales, Poaceae. The record is from RefSeq and is a predicted model, not a curated record.